Molecule: messenger RNA, 750 nt
Organism: Closterium sp. Naga37s-1
Lineage: Eukaryota; Viridiplantae; Streptophyta; Zygnematophyceae; Desmidiales; Closteriaceae
Source: the annotation of a GenBank genome assembly
AUGGAUUACAUUCGCGCGCGCAUCCUAGAGGAGGACUUGCGGCGGCGGAGUCUGGAGCGCUUGGAGGAGGGGGCUGGCUAUGGAUUUGGAGGUGGAAAGAGUGGCUUCAAGAAGAAGUGGAAGGGCAAAAACAAGGACAACCCUAAGGAGGAUGGCGGCAGGGGUCAAGGGGAGGUGUGCUUCUACUGCAAGAAGCGCGGGCAUCGUUGGCGGAAGUGCUACCAACGACCCAAGGAUUGGACCCCGCCUUCAUCAAGCAACCAGCGUGGUGGCACGAGGAGUGGGGGAGUCAUGGGAGCUAGUGGAGAGGAGAAGGAUGAGGAGAAAGGCGGCAAAUCUGAGGAGCGGAAGGCCGGGUUCUUCUUCUUCGUGAACGAAGGCGCAACCAACCUCGCUAUGGCUGCCAAGGACUGGCAGCAGCAGCAGCAGGUGCAGAUUGGCUUGCGUUUGCAGGAGAUUGAGCGGUCUGCAGUGGAGGAGGUUCAGCUGCACCUUGAGGAUCUCCCUGGGUCAGAGCUGACCAGUGACCACAGUGGCGGUGGUGAGCAGCAAGGUGCUGGCCCUGCUGCGGAGGAGGGGUUGGAGGAUGAGUCGGCACGUGUGGACUCACCAUCUCAGCCCGAGCCUGCUGCAACCGCCAAGGUCACCAAGAGGAGUGUGCAGAGAGGAGCUUCACCACAUGGGCAGCAGAUUGCAACCCGCGAGAAGAGAGUGGCAGCAGCACCCUCAAGGCUGAAUCCGUUAGUCUAA